CAAGAUUUGAAUUCUGCAUCCUUUCGGUUGUCGUCCAGGAGUCGUGGAGCAUGCCUGGCACCACCCUUUGUUGCAGAUGAAAAAAGGUGAGCCUUGGAGACCUAUCGAUGCCCCGGACUUUGAUCCGCCCCUGCUACAUCCACAUGAAGUGCAAAAAAAUGAAACUGGUGAAGCUCUUCCUUCUGCUGAACUUUAUGAGGUGUAUCAAGGACCAGUGGUCAAGCCACUGAAGAUGAUCCGCAUCCGGCAGUGUCGCAAGAAAGAGCCUCACAUAGCUUUUGUGGAGGCAGACUCUCCUGAGCUGAAGCUCGAAUCAGAGGCGCAGGCAGUGUGGAGCCAGGCGAGAUUGUCAGCCCUUGCAGCAAAGGAGUCGGAAGCCACAAAGACCAAGCCACGCUUCGAAGUCGGAAUGGAGGAUGAGAAGAAGGAAGCCUCAGAGCGUCUAUCCUCUACAAUGAAGCAGGUGCCCUCGGCCUUCACAGAGGAUGGCAUGGGCCGACAACCCACAGGCAAAAGUGUUCGAAGUAGACAGCGAAGCAGCAUGCUGUCGGAGACCUUGGCAGAGAUUGUCAAAGAACGGAAGGAAGAAGAGAUGAGGGAAGCUUUGAAGGCCAAGAUCUAUGAGCAGGGUCAGCUUGCAAAGAACGUGGGCAACAAGGCUGCAGAGGUAGUGAAGAGCAUGGAUGUGGAUCUAUCAAGGCUUGACAAGCAGAGGCAAGCAAUGCAUGGAUGGAUUUCCUCCUCAUUCUUCGACUCAUUCAUCGGAUUUAUUAUCCUGAUCAAUGCCGUCAUCAUCGGCUUUGAAGCAGAGGUGAGCACGCAAAUCCCUUUUGGUUGUGACGAGAGCUGCCAGUGCGGAGACGCAGGUCGUCAGUCGGAGUGCUUUGCCAUGCCCGAAUGGCUGCAGGCAGUGGACUACGUCUUCGCAGGCAUCUACAUCGCAGAGUUUGGACUGCGCCUCUAUACGUAUGGAAUUGCAGUGCUCAGGAGCAAUUGGGUCAAAUUCGAUCUCUUCUUAAUUCUCUCGAGCAUGCUGGACAUUGCCCUGAAGCAAGUGGCGACUGUCAGUGAGGUAUUGACACAAAUCUUGCUGGUCCGUAUACUGCGGCUUGCGCGGCUGGCGCGUGCCGUGCGUCUCAUGGUGCAGUUCCGGGUUCUUUGGCAGCUGGUGCAAGGGUUGCUUCACAGCGUGAGCACCUUGUUGUGGACUUUUCUUAUGGUGAUGAUCUUGGUCUAUGGGUUUGCCAUCGUUGGCAUUGAGACCAUCCAUGUGGAUUUGACACUGCCUUUGGAACAUCCAUACAACGUGGCAGUGAUGCAAAACUUCGACCGUUUCAGCGAUGCCAUGCUGACCCUCUUCCAGUGCUUCACCCUGGACUCAGCAGGUGAGGUCUAUCGACCCCUGAUCACUCACAACCCAGUGCUGAUUGCGUACUUCAUGACUGUCAUCCUUGUAAUGGCGGUGUCACUGAUGAACCUGGUGACUGCCAUUAUGGUGAAUUCUGCCUUGGACCAGGCAAGCGAAGACAAGGAUGUGAAGCGAGCUUAUGAGGCAGUGCAGAAACGGAAGCAGCUUGAGCAGUUGAAGGUCAUGUUUCUGGAGCUGGACACUGAUGGCUCAGGUGAGCUGACGUUGGAGGAGCUGAAAACUGCUCCGGAGGAAGUCCGCGAGCAGUUGGAAGCAGUGGCAGGCACAGAGGACAUUGAAGGACUUUUUCAGAUGCUGGACUACGAUGGUGGAGGCUCCUUGGACACUUCCGAGUUCUGUGAAGGUGUCCUCAAAGCCUCUACCAGCGAGAAGCCUUUGGAGCUAACGCGCUUGGUCAAGCAGUGCUCCGACAUUCUGCGACUCUGCCGGAACAUGUAUGUGAACCAGAAGCAGAAGACAGCAGGAGAUAUGGAGAAAGAGUUGAAGCAGCUCCAAAAGAACGUGGACAUCAUGCAGAUGCUUGGACAAUGCUUGGACAAAUACUCUUGCAGAGUGCGUUGCCAAUGCCACCACUCAAAAGGAGCGCGCGAAGCUAGGUGUUCAGAGUUCAGACCCUUGUCCCUGAGACACACAAAGUCACGCAAAGAUGCGGUACGAGCAGGCCAUGAAUGCAAGGCAGCCAGCCAAUCUGAGGCAGAGAAUGAAUGAGCAAAUCGAGAAGCUGCAGAGUGAUGUGGGCCGAAUCAUGAACUCUCUUGAAGUGCCUGGCCGCUAGAGGUAACGAACUCCUGCGACACAUGACUUGGGAGUCAUAGAGAGGGAUAGACGGCAGAAUCCUUUGCGUGCGCUCAAGCUUUCGAUGGAGUUGC
Durusdinium trenchii is the source of this 2298-nucleotide messenger RNA. NCBI's taxonomy places the organism in Eukaryota, Dinophyceae, Suessiales, Symbiodiniaceae. The record is from the annotation of a GenBank genome assembly.